This is a messenger RNA of Theobroma cacao (cacao), 1498 nucleotides long. RefSeq names its product D111/G-patch domain-containing protein (gene DRT111). Gene Ontology annotation, cellular component: precatalytic spliceosome. NCBI's taxonomy places the organism in Eukaryota, Viridiplantae, Streptophyta, Magnoliopsida, Malvales, Malvaceae. The record is from RefSeq and is a predicted model, not a curated record. Gene Ontology annotation, molecular function: RNA binding. Gene Ontology annotation, biological process: mRNA cis splicing, via spliceosome.
AUUUCAGUUUUACUAAACCUUUACCCCCUUUUUUCCUCCAUAUUUCCUCUCAAAGCGCAAAACUUUGAAUCGGAUUCCUUUUCUCAUUAUUACUUCAAUUUGAUGUUCUUUCUGGGUUUUUCCUUCCGAGACCCGAGAAAAAGAGCCGAAACGGUGUGAAAAAUAAAAAUGCUAGGUGGGUUGUACGGGGACCUCCCUCCGCCGUCCGAUGAGGAUAACAAACCCAGCACUAACUCCACGGUGUGGUCAAGCAGCACCAAGAUGGCGCCUCCGACCCUCCGCAAGCCUUUCUCAGGGUUCGCUCCGCCACAGACAAUCCUCAGAUCCCAAAACAAACCCAAAAACUCAAUUCCCAAAACGACACCUUCUGUCUCAGCCUCAGCCUCCCCCUCCCCCACGCCGGUUGCGCCCGACGAAAUGGCGCAACAGCAGCCCGCACUGGUGGGCGUCACUUCCACUGUAAUGGAAGAGUAUGACCCAGCCAGGCCCAAUGACUACGAGGACUAUCGGAGAGAGAAGAAAAGGAAGGCUAUGGAGGAGGAGAUGAGGAGGGAAUUGGAGAAGAGGAGGAGAGAAGAGGAGGAGAGGGAGAGAGAGAGAGAAGAGAGGGAGAGGGAGAGGGAAAGGGAAAGGGAAGGAGAUUACAAUGAUUCAAGGUUGAAUAUUUCAGGCGAAGAGGCUUGGAGACGACGUGCAGCCAUGAGUGGCGGAGUGCCAAGGUCCCCGUCUCCGCCGGGGAAUGCUGAGGGCUUUACCAUUGGAAAGUCGGAGACAAGUGGGCUGGGCGUUGGGGCAGGUGGGCAGAUGACUGCCGCCCAAAGGAUGAUGGCGAAAAUGGGGUGGAAGGAAGGGCAGGGUCUUGGAAAGCAGGAGCAGGGAAUUACUACUCCAUUGAUGGCAAAGAAGACAGACAGGAGAGCUGGUGUGAUUGUGAAUGCCAGCGAGACUAAGCCUGAUAAGAAGGUCAAGAGUGUCAGUUUCAAUGGCCCCCCUACUCGUGUUUUGCUGCUUAGGAACAUGGUGGGUCCUGGUGAAGUAGAUGAUGAGCUAGAAGAUGAGGUUGGAUCUGAGUGUGCCAAGUAUGGAAGUGUUACCCGAGUUUUGAUAUUUGAGAUAACAGAGCCAAAUUUCCCAGUAGAGGAGGCAGUGAGAAUAUUCAUACAGUUUGAGAGGUCAGAGGAAACAACAAAAGCAUUGAUUGACCUUGAUGGUCGGUAUUUUGGGGGAAGGGUUGUUAAAGCCUCGUUCUAUGAUGAGGAGAGGUUUAGUAAGAAUGAGCUUGCUCCGAUGCCAGGGGAAAUUCCUGGUUUUUCUUGAUGCAGUGAAGGAGGUGCACUGAUAGUUGAUCCAAACAAGUGUUGUAAGUAGCACGCAUCCAAGCUUGGAGUUUGUUUUGGACAUUUUCAUAAUUUGUAUUUGUACUACUAAAAGCGAAGAGUUGUAGCAAGUGAUUGUUAUAUUAAUAUGAAGGCUGUUGAGAUAGAGCGUUUGUUCAUCA